AUGCAAACUCCAGCCAGCUUUGUCGUGGACAAGGCGGCGCGUCUUGCGAAUGGCAACACCAUCCUGCCCGUCAAAACUCUCACAGACCCCCUCACCUGGAUGUCUGAAAGCUACCUGCGCGUCCUGUGGAAGCCCGCCCCUCACCCAGAGGCCCGCGACCCAAAGCGUGCCACCAUCUCUUUGGAAAUCGACGCCGAAACCAAGCAGCAUUUCGAACAUCUGGAAGCGGAAGUGCAAAAGCAAAUUCCGAGCCAAACCCUGCCCAACGGCAAAUACUUGACCAGCUACGACCUGAAAGACGCAACGACCGUGCGCGUGGUAGUCCGGGUCCGGCUAGUGUGGGUGGCACCCGCCCAGGUGAGCCUGUCCCUGGAAAAUUCCGACGUCAUGCUGGGGCCGAAGGCCGAGGACGACCUCUCAUGCCCUUUUAUGGCCCUGAGACGCCAACCGAAGCUCGUCGGACCAGCUCCCCUGCUUGAAACAAAACCCACACCCACACGGAAAACAUGGCAUCACUUGCACGCCAGCAAGCGCAGGUGUGCGCAGCCAUCGCCGCGGGCGCCCGCCCGCGCACCACCGUGGCUGGAGCCACUGUGCUUCCUGUUGCACGCGGCGCCAAUGGCGCGGGCGUCGUCUACCUCGCUCAACCUGAUGGCACAACACGCCAUUGGAGAGCUUUUAUUACCGGGAGACUGGCUCGCGCCCACCCACCAAGUGGUUGGACUUCGGCCAGCCACUGAUCCGAGAAGGCCCCAACGACUACGUGCUCUUGCCUUGCGGAACUGCCUCAAGCGACUCGUAAGGAGCCUGCAGCCGAACGGCAAAUUUCACGUGACAGGGCUGGGGAAGGUAUUCUUCCAAGACAAGUUUACAGAAUAUCUGGCCCACGUGCCGGUGAUCAUCCGCGGCACGCGAAGAAGGGGCAGGAACGCUGGCCAGGCCUACGAAAGGCCCGACAUGCUGCCAGUCACCACGCUGGGGCUCCGGCAGACGCGCCUGAACGAUGCUUUGUCGCAGCAAGAGAUCCUGGCCCGCAUCAAGCAAGACGUCUUUGCCCAAGGACUGGCCGACGGCCAAGGCAACAGAAUUAUCAUGGAGCAGAGCGAGGAAGUCUACUUCUUGGACAACUCUCGAGACUGGGUCAUCUCCUCUCAAUCCACACAGUACAUCAACGACGAGGUCCGGGUGGAAACCCUGCUGAACCAGCGCCUCGCAAGGGUCCGCGACGUCUCCUUCCAGCUCUUUGCCAGCCACGAAAUUCUGGACGAAGCCUUUGAGCCCUAG
This is a messenger RNA of Symbiodinium natans, 1284 nucleotides long. The record is from the annotation of a GenBank genome assembly. NCBI's taxonomy places the organism in Eukaryota, Dinophyceae, Suessiales, Symbiodiniaceae.